Desarmillaria tabescens is the source of this 1989-nucleotide messenger RNA. RefSeq names its product peroxidase TAP. Bases 231 to 1733 code for a protein of 500 amino acids. Gene Ontology annotation, cellular component: cytosol. Lineage: Eukaryota; Fungi; Basidiomycota; Agaricomycetes; Agaricales; Physalacriaceae. The record is from RefSeq and is a predicted model, not a curated record. The transcript has 8 exons. Gene Ontology annotation, molecular function: peroxidase activity; heme binding.
UGACAUGGCUGACACUAUUCACUUUUUAAUGAUUUGUAAAGGAGAAGUAACUAAGUUACUAUGGAAGAUGUACGGGGAAUUGUGGAUCCUGCCCUGUCCUGCUUAGUGGAUCGGCGUUGUGUGACCUGUAAAAGACCUUGUCGCGAUGUAGGAUGUCACGGAACCCCAUGGAAUAAUCCUGGCGUAUAUAAGCGCGCCUGGAGCAUCAGCUGUAGACACAUCUACCUGCCAUGGAUACUCUGAACCCAUCUGCCCUGCACCUCGCCGCCCAGCAGCCUCUUACCACCCCAUCCUUGGAUCUCAACAACAUCCAGGGCGAUACUCUCGGCGGGUUACCGAAGAAGACAGAAACCUGUCUCUUCUUCCAGAUCACCAAAACCAGUUUAUUCAAGGCCCACCUCAAGCUAUUCAUUCCCCUUAUCAAGACGACCGCGCAAGUCAUCUCUGACCGCAAAGCUAUCGAUGGUCUCAAGAAGGUGACUUCUCCUGGCCAGACACCCAUUCUCCUCCCUAUGGUCGGUGUUAACAUCGCCUUCUCGCAUUUCGGUGUUGAUAAGCUUGGCAUCGCCGACGCUGACGCGCUCGGUGACUCGGCCUUCAAGACUGGCCAACUGAAAGACGCUGCUGUAAACCUGGGUGACAAACUUGGGCAUGACUCUCUUCCAGACUGGGAACCCGCUUUCAAGGAGAAGAUAGAUGCAGUCAUCCUCAUUGCCGGGGACAGCCAUCUUACCGUCAACAAGAAACUGCUGGAGAUCCAAACUCUUUUCGGCACUUCCAUCCAUGAAGUUACCCACAUCCAGGGGGAUGCCAGGCCAGGCGCAGUGUCGGCACAUGAGCACUUUGGCUUCCUUGACAAUAUAUCAAACCCAUCCGUCAUUGGAUUUGAUAAAGAUCCACCUCCGGGUCCGAAACCUGUCAGGGCGGGUGCUUUGCUUGUCGGGGAGGAAGGAGAUUCGAGGGCGGCGACUAGGCCGGGCUGGGCGAAAGAUGGGAGCUUCCUCGUCUUCCGGUACUUGUUCCAGCUCGUGCCGGAGUUUGAUGAUUUCUUGAAGAAGCAUCCAAUUACUGGCCACGGGCUUUCUCCCGAGGAUGGUAGUGAGCUGAGGGGUGCAAGGAUGAUGGGAAGGUGGAAAAGCGGUGCACCCAUCGACCUCACGCCACACAAAGAUGAUCCGGAAUUAGGCGCCGAUCCUCAGAGGUCUUUGUCGCACUCAUUCGAUACCAGGAACAACAACUUCAGGUUCCAAGGGGGGCGCGAUGACCAGUCUCGGUGCCCAUUUGCUGCCCAUGUUCGCAAGACCCUACCUCGCGCUGAUCUUGAAGACGCCAACCCUCCGAUCUCGCUUGAGAACAGACGAAUCCUCCGCCGCGGAAUCCAGUUCGGACCGGAGGUAACCCAAAGCGAGAAAGAAGAGGCAAAAACGCGGCACGAAAGAGGGUUGCUGUUUAUCUGCUAUCAGAGCAGUAUUGACGAUGCAUUCCAGUUCAUUCAGAAGAAAUGGGCAAACGAAGUCGGCUUCCCGCCAGUUGGGGAAACGCUUCCUAAGCCUGGAUUCGAUCCUAUCAUUGGGCAAGCUGGGAACGGAGGAAUCAGAACGUUGUCGGGAACUGACUUUGCUGAUCCCAAUGUUGAGAUUAACUUGACAGAUGAGUUUGUUGUUCCUCGUGGCGGCGAAUACUUCUUCUCGCCUUCUAUCAAGAGCUUGAAGAAAACCUUUACGAGAGUUUGAGCUUUUUCCUUAUUCUUCAAUGUACAGUAUCUAAUUCUCGGUCUUCACUUGUCCAAGUAGUACUUUUCCUGUUUGUACUAAGAUAUGCAGACGCUGCUAAGGAAAACAUCAGUCCUGUCAUGCCCGUUUUUUCCCGAAGUAAAAUCAUGGCAGUGUCAUAAAAUUUUCCUUAGAGUUUUCGUCUGGAGAGAAACUGAAAAGGAGCGGAAGCUUGGUGCAUCCUACGAUCGCCGACAGACAAAAUCCUCUGUUUUAC